GAUUUCACUAUGUCAUAUGCGAAAAGACCUGGAAACAGAACAACAAAUAUUCUUUCGAGUAGCGAACGUGUUUUUCAAACAUUCUUUUCAAACUUCGAAGCUGUGCAUUCCAGAACCCUCUGGAAGCCGCCUGACCGCAACAAUGGCAUCCCUAGUAGCCCAUCUCCCAAGCACUAUCAACUACGCCGCAUUAGCUGCGGUUGCUGGCAUCUUUACCGUCAUCUUCGUUCUCCACCGAGCCGUGUCGUCUUCUGCCACAUACCCUAAAGACCUGCCAUUGGUAGGAGAGCCCGUUGGUCGGAGAAGAUUCAGCCUUCGAACAAGAUGGAGAUACUACUCAGAUUGCGUUUCCUUGUACAAAGAGGCCUACCACAAUUACUCCAAGAAAGGAAAGGUGGUCUUAGUGCCGGGGUUUGGCUUCGGCAUGGAGAUCAUACUGCCUGAGAGCUGCUUGCAGUGGGCUCAAGGACAACCAAACGACGUUCUCAGCGUAACACAAGCAUUUAUUGAGAUCAACCAGACCCAGUAUAGUCUCGGCCAUACGAGAUAUUGGGGAGAUGGAUGGCAAUUCACAUUGGUGAAGACGCAACUCAGUAGUGUCUUGCAAAGUCUCAUUCCUGCAUUGGACGAGGAGCUGCAGCACGCUUUUGACAAGCACUUUGGUACCAACAGCCAAAGCUGGACAGAAGUGCCACUGGAAAAAACGCUCAGAAAGAUAGCAGCGCAGGCUUCUAGCCGUUUCACCGUUGGCUACCCACUAUGCCGCAACGAUGAGUACCUCGAUCUGACUUACCGUAUCAUCGAUGGAUUGAUGUUGGGCGCCAUAUUUGGAAAUUCAGCACCUCGCAUGCUACGAUGGCUUGUUGGCCGACUCGUGGGAUGGAACACGCACCGAAACAUUGACAAGAUCAAAAAAUAUUUCAGACCGCUGUAUCAAGAGCGAUUGGAAGGUCUCAAGUACGAGAAAGACGAUCCAGCCCACCCGGAGCCACGCGACCAUGUACAAAUGAUGAUGCGGUUUGCUGAAAAGAAGAGACCCCGAGAGCUUGUGGACUUCGACAUCAUGACAAAGCGUCUCUGCGCGGCCAACUUUGUGAGCAUUCAUCAGACCACCAUAACAGUCACCAACAUGUUACUCAACAUCAUUGGUUCGGAUGCCGAAUUCAACACCAUCACCAUUCUACGAGACGAGGUCAUCCGAGUUCUGGGUAGUGACGAGGCAGGCUGGACGAAAGAAAAAUUCGCCCAGAUGACCAAGACUGACAGUGUUUCUCGCGAAACAAUGCGUCUCAACUUGUUUGGCAAUCGGACCAUGAUGCGGAAAGUGAUGAAGGACGGAGUCGUCACUGAUGACGGGAUCAAACUUCCCAAAGGCUCGAUUUUCUCCUUUCUCGCUCAACCAGCUCAGUGCGAUGAGGAGAAGUUCGCAGACCCAUUAAAGUUCGAUCCUUUCCGGUUUUCAAGGCAGCGUGAGGCUUCCACGCAGGCCGAAGAGAAUGCGGCAGAUGGCUUGACCUUUGUGUCAACAGGGCCUGAAUAUUUGCCUUUUGGUCAUGGUAAGCACUCAUGUCCAGGGCGGUUCAUGGUCGACUACGAGUUGAAGAUGAUUGUGGCUUAUGUACUCAUGAACUACGAUAUUGAUUUCCCCAUCGACUAUGCGGGCAAACGACCGGCUCAUGUGUGGUUGUUGGAGGUUGGUAUUCCACCACCCGGAGCCAGAAUCAGGUUCAAGAGGCGAGCGCAGGAAUUUGCCGCCUAAGCUAUGUUUAUCUCAUAGUACACACUUUACAGCAGAGUACGAUGAAUUCGAUAGCUACGAUGAUUAUGGCGAAACAUUGUCUUGAUAUUUUCCAAUAAUGUAUACUAUCCCGCGC
Molecule: messenger RNA, 1874 nt
Organism: Cadophora gregata
Lineage: Eukaryota; Fungi; Ascomycota; Leotiomycetes; Helotiales; Ploettnerulaceae
Exons: 2
Coding region: 17-1759 (580 amino acids)
Molecular function (GO): oxidoreductase activity, acting on paired donors, with incorporation or reduction of molecular oxygen; monooxygenase activity; heme binding
Source: RefSeq, a predicted model, not a curated record